Cannabis sativa is the source of this 7445-nucleotide messenger RNA. RefSeq names its product protein SWEETIE. Gene Ontology annotation, biological process: carbohydrate metabolic process. The transcript is spliced from 48 exons. The record is from RefSeq and is a predicted model, not a curated record. The coding region runs from base 193 to 6927 and encodes 2244 amino acids. NCBI's taxonomy places the organism in Eukaryota, Viridiplantae, Streptophyta, Magnoliopsida, Rosales, Cannabaceae.
CACAGCAUUUAAUUGUUGGCUUUCACUUCGCUAGUAGGAUUGUCAAGUUCACUUUCUCAUUUGGUAACUUGUUAUGUUUUUUUUUUUCCUCAAAUCCAACAAAUAAUUUUAUGAUCUUCAGUUUCUAAGCGGCAAUGGAGUAUUUCCCAAUUCUGUAAGUAUUUCGUCAAAUUUCAUUAAACAAAAGCUGCAAUGGUGAGGACUUACGUGAGAGAGAACGUACCGCUCUCGCGGUUCGGCGUCUUGGUGGCGCAGUUGGAGUCCAUUGGCGCUUCCGCGGUUCAGCAGGCGCCGGAGCCACUCCUCUGUUUCGAUCUCUUAUCGGAUCUCAUUUCCGCCAUUGAUGAAGAACCCAAGGAAUCUAUCUUGUUGUGGCAAAGGAAAUGUGAGGAUGCACUGCAAUCCUUGCUUACUCUCGGUGCUCGGAGGCCUGUUCGCCAUUUGGCGUCAGUGGCAAUGGCUAGGAUUAUAUCCAAGGGAGAUGGAAUUUCAAUAUACUCAAGAGUGAGCAGCCUUCAAGGAUUUCUCUCUGAUGGGAAGAGGAAUGAACCUCAAAAAGUUGCUGGUGUUGCACAGUGCUUAGGGGAAUUGUAUCGACAUUUUGGGAGAAAAAUUACUUCAGGAUUACUUGAAACAACUAUAAUUGCGACAAAACUUAUCAAAUUUCAUGAGGAAUUUGUCAGACAAGAGGCUCUACACAUGCUUCAGAGUGCACUUGAAGGCUCUGGUGGCAGUGCUGCAUCUUCAGCAUAUACUGAAUCAUUUCGUCUUAUCAUGCGAUUUGCUGUUGGGGAUAAAUCAUUUAUAGUUAGAAUAGCUGCUGCAAGAUGUUUGAAGGCAUUUGCUUCUAUUGGAGGACCAGGUUUAGGAGUGGGAGAACUUGAGAAUUCAGCCUCUUAUUGUGUUAAGGCCCUUGAAGAUUCUGUUCCAUCUGUUCGGGAUGCAUUUGCUGAAGCAUUGGGGUCUUUGCUUGCUCUUGGAAUGAAUCUUGAUGCACAGGUUCAACCAAGGGGAAAAGGUCCUAAUGUUCCAGCAAAAAAGCUAGAAGGUGGUUUGCAGAGGUACUUAACUUUGCCUUUCAGAAAAGCAAGUGGAUCUCGGUCAAUGGACAUGCGAGUUGGAAUUACUUUGUCGUGGGUGUUCUUUUUACAGACCAUUCGUCUAAAAUAUCUGCAUCCGGAUAGUGAGCUCCAGAACUUUGUUUUGCAAGUCAUGGACAUGCUUUGCCCGGAUGCUUCAGUUGAUUCCCAUGCUCUGGCAUGUGUUCUCUAUAUACUUCGUGUUGGUAUGACUGACCAAAUGACAGAACCUACUCAGAGGGAUUUUUUAGUUUUUCUUGGAAAACAGCUCCAAUUGCCAGAUGCUAGUCCUUCCAUGAAAAUUGCUGCUCUACGUACCUUGUCAUAUACACUGAAAACACUAGGAGAGGUUCCUUUUGAAUUUAAGGAGAUGCUUGACGAUACAGUUGUUGCAGCAGUAUCUCAUUCUUCACACCUUGUACGAAUUGAAGCUGCUUCAACAUUGCGUGCAUUAGCUGAGGUUGAUCCCACCUGUGUUGGCGGUUUGGUUUCUUAUGUAGUAACCAUGCUAAAUGCUUUAAGAGAAAAUCUUUCCUUCGAGAAGGGGAAUAAUCUGCAAUUAAAUCUGAAUUCCUUGCAUGGGCAAGCUACUGUAUUAGCAGCAUUUGUAUCCAUCUCCCCCAAAUUACCUCUUGGGUAUCCAGCUAGAUUACCCAUAACUGUGCUUGAAGUUUCAAAGAAAAUGCUGACAGAAUCUAGUCGAAACCCUGUGGCUUCCAUAGUUGAAAAAGAGGCCGGGUGGUAUCUUUUGUCAUCUCUUCUAGCUUCCAUGCCAAGAGAGGAGAUUGAAGACCAGGUGUUUGAUAUUCUUUCCUUGUGGACUGACCUUUUUAGGGGAAAUCCAGAGCAUGAAACAAAACAAAGUGAAGAUUUGAUAUCUAGGAUUCGCAUGUGGUCUGCUGCAGUUGAUGCACUUACAUCAUUUUUGAAAUGCUUCGUUUCUCCCAAUUCUGUCGAUAGUGGGAUUUUACUUCACCCAAUUCUCCUAUAUCUGAGUAGGGCCUUAUCAUAUAUAUCAGCAGUAUCAACCAAAGAGCUGCGUAACUUGAAGCCUGAAAUGGGCAUAUUUAUUAUUAGAACGUUAAUAGCAUAUCAGUCUCUUCCUGAUCCAAUGGCAUAUAAGAAUGACCAUCCACAGCUUAUUGAAUUGUGCACAACACCAUUUAGGGACGCUGUGGGGAUUGAGGAAAGUUCUUGCCUGAGGUCGCUGUUAGACAAAAGAGAUGCAUGGUUGGGUCCUUGGGUUCCUGGAAGGGAUUGGUUUGAAGAUGAACUUCGCGCUUUUCAAGGGGGGAAGGAUGGCCUUAUGCCUUGUGUGUGGGAAAAUGAGCUUUCUAGCUUUCCACUGCCUGAACCAAUCAAUAAGACCUUGGUGAACCAAAUGCUGCUCUGCUUCGGACUCAUGUUUGCUUCUCAGGAUAGUGGUGGAAUGUUGUCACUUCUUGGAAUUAUUGAGCAAUGUCUGAAAUCUGGAAAAAAGCAACCGUGGCAUGCUGCCAGUGUCACCAAUAUAUGUGUGGGGUUACUAGCAGGAUUCAAGGCUUUGAUUUUUCUACGGCCCCAGCCUCUAGGACAGGAUAUACUAAACUCUGCACAUUCUAUUUUUCAGAGUAUUCUGGUAGAGGGAGACAUAUGUGCUUCACAACGCAGAGCUUCCUCUGAAGGUUUUGGUUUCUUAGCUCGCCUUGGAAAUGAUGUCUUUACAGCAAGAAUGACUAGAUUGCUGCUUGGUGACUUAACUGGAGUAACUGAUUCAAACUAUGCUGGAUCAAUAAGCCUCGCUCUUGGCUGUAUUCAUCGAAGUGCAGGGGGCAUGGCACUAUCGACUUUAGUGCCCUCAACUGUGAGCUCAAUCUCUUUGCUAGCAAAGAGUUCAGUGGCUAGUUUACAGAUCUGGUCUUUGCAUGGACUUCUUUUAACUGUUGAAGCUGCUGGUUUAUCCUAUGUAUCUCAUGUCCAGGCAACACUUGGCCUCACGCUGGAUAUUCUUCUGUCUGAAGAGAAUGGGUGGGUUGCUCUUCAGCAAGGUGUUGGGCGCCUCAUAAAUGCUAUUGUUGCUGUUCUUGGUCCUGAACUUGCCCCGGGAAGCAUUUUCUUUUCCCGCUGUAAGUCUGUUAUUGCAGAAAUUAGCUCUGGGCUGGAAACAGCAACAAUGCUUGAGAAUGUUCGCUUUACUCAACAGCUUGUUCUUUUUGCACCACAAGCUGUGUCUGUUCACUCCCACGUGCAAACUCUUCUCCCAACCCUUUCCUCAAAACAGCCAACUUUAAGGCAUCUUGCUGUCUCCACUUUACGGCAUCUCAUUGAGAAGGAUCCGGUAUCCAUUGUUGAAGAGCAAAUAGAAGAUGAAUUGUUUCAUAUGCUGGAUGAAGAGACUGACUCUGAGAUUGGAGAUCUAGUGCGUAGCACAAUUAUGCGGUUACUCUAUGCAUCUUGUCCUUCUUGUCCGUCUCAUUGGAUAUCAAUAUGUCGUAACGUGGUUCUUGCCACAUCCACAAGGAGAAAUGCUGAAGGUAAUAAUGACGCAGACAGUGAUCCUUCAAAUGGUACCGAGGGUGGUACAAGUUUGAAUUUUGGACAUGAUGAUGAAAACAUGGUUUCUAGCUCUGGAGGCUUUUCAUCACAUGGAAACACUCCUAAAGCUUCUCACAUGCUCUUAAACCGAGAUAGACACCUUAGAUAUCGGACAAGAGUAUUUGCUGCUGAGUGUUUGAGUCACCUUCCUACAGCUGUUGGAACUAGCCCAGCUCAUUUUGAUCUCCAUUUGGCAAGGAAACAACCCGCCAGUGGACGGUCUUCUGGUGAUUGGCUUGUCCUCCAUAUACAAGAACUCAUAUCACUUGCAUAUCAGAUAAGCACGAUCCAGUUUGAGAGCAUGCAACCUAUAGGUGUGAGACUUCUAAGUACCAUUAUGGACAAGUUCGAAAAAACACCUGACCCUGAACUUCCAGGCCACCUUUUAUUGGAACAGUAUCAGGCACAACUGGUAUCUGCAAUCCGAACUGCAUUAGAUUCAUCUUCAGGCCCUAUCUUGUUGGAGGCAGGCUUGCAGUUGGCUACUAAGAUACUGACCAAUGGAAUAAUUAAGGGCGAUCAAGUUGCUGUUAAACGUAUUUUUACGUUGAUAUCACGCCCGCUAAAUGAAUUCAAUGAUCUUUACUUUCCUUCAUUUGCCGAAUGGGUCUCCUGCAAGAUCAAAAUAAGACUUCUAGCUGCUCAUGCAUCUCUUAAAUGUUACACCUAUACAUUUUUGAGGAAGCAUCAUAGUGUGGUUCCAGCAGAAUACCUUGCACUCUUACCACUGUUUUCAAAUAGUUCAAAUAUGCUUGGGAAGUACUGGAUAGGGAUUUUGCGUGAUUACAGUUAUACCUUCUUGAAUGUGCAUCUUAAAAAAAAGUGGAAUUCAUUUCUUAGUGGAAUCCAAUCAUCUCUGGUGUCAGCAAAACUUCAACCUUGUUUAGAAGAAUCUUGGCCUUUAAUUUUGCAAGCACUUGUGUUGGAUGCAGUUCCUGUGAGUCUUGAUGGGAAAGACCUGUCAAAAGGCACUGUUGAAAGUGUGUCAGGAAAUAGCUUACUUUCUGGAUAUAAUAUGGUUGAACUUGAAACUAGUGAAUAUCAAUUUCUCUGGGGAUUUUCCUUGCUUGUAUUAUUUCGUGGACAGCAUUCAACUGCCUGUAAGCUGAAAAUUCCAUUGGCUUAUUCUAAAGCUAACCAUGAGGUCAAUUCAGCCAUUGAAGAGUUGAACUCUCCGGGUAUAAACUUAUAUGAGAUUGUAUUGCCAGUAUUCCAAUUUCUCUCAACAAAAAGAUUUGCCAGUGCGGGAUUUCUUACUGUAGAUAUUUGCAGAGAACUAAUGCAGGUUUUCUCAUAUUCCAUGUACCUUGAUAAUUCGUGGGAUAGUCUGUCAAUUUCUGUUCUAUCACAGAUUGUGCUAAACUGCCCUGAGGAUUUCCUUGAAACGGAAAACUUUUCUUAUUUGGCAAUGGAACUUUGCAUGGCUUAUCUCUUUAAAGUGUCUCGGAGUAUUGAUGCAUUAUCCCUGGAUAAUUUAAACUUGGAAGAUUCAGUUUCUGCAUUAUUCGUGACAGCUGAAACACUAGUGAAGCAUUUUGGACCAAAGAAACAAUUAACCUCCGCAGCAGUGUCAUUUCUUUUAAUUGGUUACAAGUGGAUUAGUAAAGCUUCAACCAACUCGUGCUUUUCCAAAGUUAAUGAUUUUUUCAAGUGCACUAGCCUUUUAUUGAAGAAAUUUAUUGAUGAAUACAAAUCUGCUGAUAGUGAUUUUCCUGAUAUGAGAGUGAUAUUUGGAAUUUGUCUUAAUGCGAUAGCUAAUUUGUCAAAAGAUUGCAUUCAGAAAAUUCAUCUACUGGAAAAUAAAUCUGGUUUGCGAACACUAUGGCAGGCAAAGCUUGCUUUUUCUCUUGAACAAACUAUAUUAGUUGCCCAGUUAAUUGAUGAAAUAGGAUGUCCUGGAGAGCACAGUGAUGGUGACCAAGUGUACUUUCACAUGUUCAAAAUUUGCAUUGAGUGUAUCCAAAAUGUACUCAAUGAUUCAAAUAUACAGGUUCAGGCUAUUGGGUUGCAGGUGCUAAAAGGUGUGAUACAAAGGGGCACAAAUGCUGAUGACAAUGUUUUCCUAAUGUUCUUUGCUGGUGAACUUAUCGAAGAUAUAUUUAUGAUAAUCCAGAAGAGUCUGAAGCAUAAGCUUAUAACUAAAGAAUCAGCAGCUGUUGCUGGUGAGUGCUUGAGGCUUUUAGUGCUUCUUCAGGCAGUAUCAAAAGACAGUGAAUGUCAGAGAGGUUAUGUGAAACUCUUCUUAGAAGCCAUUGUCAUGAUUAUUAUGGCUUCAGAGAAUGGAUAUUCUCAGGAGUUCAAUGAUCUAAGAAGCACUGCUAUAAGGCUUGUUUCUCAGCUUGCACAAAUUCCUUCAUCUGCCGUUCACUUCAAAGAUGCCUUAUUGUCAAUGCCUCUAGCACAUCGGCAACAACUUCAGGAGGUCAUCCGUGCUUCUGUUACACAAGAUCAAAAUGCAACACAGUCAAAAGCCACACCCCAGUCCUUAGAGAUACGUUUGCCAGUGCCAACAGGGGAAAGUGGAGAGAAAAUCUCGCAAUGUUCAGCCCCUGUAAUUCUCGAUAAUAAGGAUAGCAUGGUAGAGAACAAAGAAGACGAGGAGGACGAAGAGGAUGAAGAUGAUUGGGAUGCUUUCCAGUCCUUCCCUGCCUCAGAAAAUGCAGCCGGGCCCGAUUCAAAAGUAGAAAGCAUUUCAAAAGAAUCCAUCCCAACUGAAACAGAGACUCAAACAACCGACACCGCAAAAGACAUCAGUGACACAGAACAAGAGGGUGUUGAAGAGGACGUAACAUCCGAUACCCAAGGUUACAACUUGCCACAAUAUGGAAGUAUAUUACCUGACGAAGAUGAGGUAGAAGAAGCAUUUGAUCUUAAAACAAAUAGCGAGCUUAUGGAGGCAAGUGAUUCUCAGCAUUAUGAGAGAGAAGAGGAAGCAGUCGCCAAUCAAGAGACGGGAGAUGAAGCCCAGUUGAAUGUAGUGGCCAAUCGAGAGAGGAGAGAUGAAGCCGAGUGGAGUGAAGCAUCCGAACAAAUUCCAUCAGAUCUUGGUCCUAAUGAAGACAAAGAAGGAUCCAUAGAAGUGAAUUUGGUGAAGGAUGAGCAGCUCAAAAAUGAGAAGUUGGGUAAUAAAAGUGAUGCAGUUGCAGCAUCAUCAGAUCCUCUUCCUUUUGAUGAGGAAGCAAAUGAAAAGCCGCAAACAGAAGCUGAUAGAGAUAAUACAAGCGAAGCAUCGGGUGAAGCUGAACUGCAGCCAGAGAGCAGGAACAAAUUAUAGUCAUCACAGGGGAAAGGUGAUGAUGCCUCAAAUAUCUGUGUCCUUUAUAAUGGCACUGGUGUGUGGAAUUCGGCCAGUUUCAGGUUUGUACUCUGUAUUACAAACCAUAUACUUUUGAUGCUUGAGAAAUAUUCUUUAAUUUAUUAUGUACUUAUAGUUUGCUUAAUGCAUACAUUUAGAGGUCUUAAGGUACACCUUUUUUAUUUCAUCAAUAUUUCGGUAGUUCUCUUGUAGCAUGUGCUGGUGAAUUAGUCUCUUGUAGCUUGUGCUGGUAAAUUAGUCAUUGCAAUGGAGUAUUAAUAUUUUUAUAGAUGUAUUUCAAAUAGAUAUUUUAAACUUUGGCAUGUUUGGUUUGUUGUAAAGGGUAUUGUAAUAGAAUCAAAUUACACAUUAGAAUAUUUAGUUAAAAGGAGAUGUAAUGGGAUUAUAAUGUAAUCAUGAUUACAUUACAUAAUGGAAUUCUCAGUUAUGUAAUGAGAAUUACAUCACAAAGAAUUAAAUGCAGUACGACUCUAAUA